This is a messenger RNA of Acipenser ruthenus (sterlet), 4301 nucleotides long. RefSeq names its product protein FAM241B-like. The record is from RefSeq and is a predicted model, not a curated record. The coding region runs from base 273 to 635 and encodes 120 amino acids. The transcript is spliced from 3 exons. Lineage: Eukaryota; Metazoa; Chordata; Actinopteri; Acipenseriformes; Acipenseridae. Gene Ontology annotation, cellular component: intracellular membrane-bounded organelle.
UUUAAUUUGAUAGAGGUAUUGAACAGAAUCUACAUGUACGCCUUCUUGAUUAAAAUGUUGCAGGGUUGCACGACAAACCGAAUCGGACGCAUGCAUUUGGAAUUGAUUUCUACUGAGCUAAAGGAAAACACACACGUCAUUGUGUUUAGAAUUUGAGGGUGACGAAUUUGAUGUCCGGACCAGCAAAGUAAUUUGCCCGAACAGCAAGUUAGCGUUAUGUGAAUUGUUAGUAUAAUAAGUAAUUUACAGCAUUAACGUUGCAGUCUGAGAGUAUGGUUCGGAUUUUGGCCAAUGGAGAGAUUGUGCAGGAUGAUGACCCCCGGGUUCGGAAACCCCACAAUCGGAGAGAGGAAGUCCAUGUGCCCCGGCAGGGUUUCAUCCGUCAGACUCACGAUGGAGUGCAGGCACAGAACACACCGCAGGCUCCUCACGCUCCCAGGGGUCAGGGCCGCUCCGCCUUCUCUGACAUGAACCAGCUGCUGGUCAACCUGGGCUUCCCUCGCUGGAACCUGGGCACGCAGGUCAUAGAGCCCCUCAUGUCCGUCGGGCUGCUGCUGGUCCUGGCUGUGGUGGGGCUCCGGGGAGCCCUGCUCAUGGGGCUCCUGUACGUGGUGGUGACCCGCAGCCAGCAGUGAUCCCACAGGGACCCCGAGCCCUCAGCACGCCUGCCUGGACUCGGAGCACACAGAGCAGCUUUCCAAUCCAGGGCGCUCCUGCAGGCUUCUGCUGGGAUUGCUGUAAGAAUCCGGAACAUGACACUUGGUCUGUCUUGAGGGUCUUCACUGUUUUAUCUGCCUUGAAUGAUUCUCAGGGAACAUGCAACAGGUUUAAAUGUCUUUAACCUUUUUUUAAUUAAAGAAUAUACUGGUGUAAUCGUUGUGGGGCCUAUUCAGUUGAUUUAAAUGGUGGCUGACCUAAACACAGCUGCUGUUUGAGUCAUCUCUCACUAUGUGUGUGAGUGUCUUUGGUGCGUGUUUCUCUUUAAAAAGUCUGAUAUGGCCUAAUCGAAUAUUUAAAUGGUGGCAGUAUCUAGAUCCACAACUAUAAAAGCCGGGAUGGAAAUAAGACUCCCAAUGCAUAGUGAUUUGAUCCAUUUCUGGUUUUAGUAUUGGUUUUAGCUUGAUACAUACACAGUGUGGCUAAGCUCACAUUAAAACAUGGAAUGUGUAAAACUACUACACAGCAAGGGUCUCAUUUCCAUCCCUGGUUUAGAUCAGUUGAAUAUAGGCAUGUAUCUUCACUUUCAGAAACAGUGCUUUCAGAUCCUAGUUGUUAAUAAUUAAGUUUAUACAAAUUACACAUUUUAAUACAGAGUCUUUCUAAAAUACAGUUUUCUAUAUUUAUAGGCAUAUGUGUUAUCAGCAUAUGAAGAAACAGGCACUGAAAUGUAAACAAACCUGCAGGUCUCUUUUAAACCUGCUACCUGCUUCACCUUCAGGGUUCACAACAGGAUCCCAGUGACCAGAUAAGGGAAUGUUUUCAUGGGAUAUUCAGUCAAAUCCCAGUUCUACUGUCCUGGUUGCUGGAAAGGUGUUUUAACAAAAUGUCAGGAGAUUGGAAUGUAAAUGGUGGGGAGAAGACCUGUUCUAGAUGCAUUAAUAACCACUGCGUGCAGAGGUAUCUAACAUAUUUAAAUGUAAGUGAUUAUUUGUAAGUGUUUUCUUACUUUUUCAAAGCAUUUCAUAAUGCAGUUCGGUUUGGUCCUGCAUUUCCACGUCCGGUUUGAAGCAAACGUCUUGUUUGUUUUUGAAUUCUGUUAUAAACGAGCAUCCAUAGCUGUCUUGAACUUCUCAGUCUAGUAGACAGUUGUGUUUUAUUCAGCUUGUUUUGACUGCAUCAUUCAAUGCCAUUUUUCCAGUUGCCAAAAGUCUGUUUCUUGUUGUUCAUAAAUAGUAGAGUAGAAAGGAUGGAACCAUCCUAUCCUGAAGAAUAGCCAGCUCCCAGCUUUAAAAGGAAUCUCAUUAAAAUGAGAGAAAGCUGAACUUUCACAACCUGGUUAGAAUUGGAAACUUAGAGGCCAAGAGAAACAUUAUAAAACAGGCUGUUCAAGUGUUAAAUAUGGAUCGCUAGGAAAAUGAGAUCCAGAGACUGUGUUCUUUCACACAGUUCACCUAGAUCUUUGGCAAUUUGUGUGCAAUACAGUGUACUUAGAACUGUAAGACUGACCCUAAGACAUUGUGGACUUGCAGAACCAUCUCUAAAUGGUGUUAUUGGGAAUCCAGUUGAGACGGCUUCAUUGCUAGUGGGCAGAGUUAUGUUGUCCAGUUUGCCUCUUCAGUGUUGGACAGAAUAGAAUUUGUAAUUUUGUCAGACACAUGUACAAAGGCUUAACUUUACCCAUAGGCAGUUUCGUGUUCCAUUGGUGAUCUCUCUCUCUCUCACCUCCUCCUGCAAUGCUAAUUGUAACAAUAGUUUCUGAUUCACUCUCUUGACACACUGCAGUACACACGGACUUUGGGUGGUUUGUACAGCUUUUCUAACCAAUGAUGUCGGAGAGAGGUGAAGACCCAUUUAGAAUUGAAGCUUGUAUUUAAGUGCAAUUUGCCUUGUGUAGUAGUUUAACCAGUUCAGUUAUUAAUACCAUGUUGUGUGUGUUUAAAUCGACUGCCACUCUUUUGCUUGCUUCCAGGUGUGCUUUUCUUAGGAUUCAAAAUAAGUGGCACAAUCUACAAGACAUGUCAGAAGUAGGCAGACACAGAAUAUAGAUGUGUGAAAUUGAUAUGCGAUGCAUUUUCUCUGCCAUACACUUCCAUUCAUUUCAUGUGUCUAAAGGUGUAGUUCUGAAAGAACCACAUGUGUUAACACACAUGUAUGUUAAAUUUAAAGUAUGAUAUCUGGAACUGCUCUACGUUUAAAAAAGCUCUGUUUUCAAGCCAUGUCUUGCACUUCCUGGAUCACCUGGAGGGUGAAAUGGUCUUCACCUCUUCACUGGCUUUUUUUCCUGUCAAUAACCAAUCAGCUGCUUCCUGUAUUGACUGACAUGCUUUCAGCCAGUAACAUGCUUUGACCAACAAGACACUGCUGGGGUGAAAUGACAGCAUUGCUCGCAAACAGAUUUCUUUAACCUAGAGUAGUACCAGAUACCAUGUUUUAAAAUGAAAAUUACUGAUUCUUUCAAAACUGCUCAUUUGAGACCAAUGUAGCUAAUUCAAGUGCAACAUGGGUAAGGUUUAUAUAUUUAUUUUGUUAGCUACAAUCACUUUAAAUAAAGCAAGAAAGGCAAACCUGAUUGAAUUAUGGAACACUGCUGGGUCGUGGUAGCAAGCAUGUUUGAGAUUGGUGUUGAUGGACUUCGCCAUGGUAACGUGAGAUUCCUCACCCCUCACUCCUCUCCAUUAAUAAACAGUGUUCUGUCAGGCUGCUCAGCACACCCCUCCUGUGGGCAUGUCUCUGCAGUAACACUGCGCUGAAUCAUAGAACAUAGAAAUAACAUUGCCGCUGAAUCUGGGUAAGAUUAAAGCUAUUGGGGACUUCAAGCUUAAAGCAGUCCCAUUUCCCAAAGCCAUAGAUUUAAAGACAUGAUUGUGCAAGUCCAGCCUUGGUUUUCAUCUCACUAUUAUAAUGAAGAGCCCGAGUGUUUUGCAUUACUGUGUACAAUAUGCCUUGGGAGAGUUUUUUAUUUUUUUAUCUGAAAAAAGAUUUAAGGGAGAAAUUGCCCAGAAAUGCAAAUCCUUACAUAGCUUCAAAUGUCAUUGUAUGUAUUUAAUUGUUCACCUUUACUUGUCUCUUUGUGAUGUUUGCAGUCAUUUGCAGUGCUUCUGGGUUCUGAUAUUAUCCUCUAUAUCUUUUAAAUUGCUUUGAACUUGUCUGGAGAAUCCUAACUGCCUAGCACUGAGCAGACUUCCUCUUUUCAACUCUGCUGGCUCCACCUACUCUGCAUAUACAGGGAGGGGGAGCAGGGGGGUCCAGCCAAGUUGAAAUGCCAUUUUGUCACAUGAUUUGAAUGGAAUGAGGAAGUGUGUUUGGUGCUGUGCAGUUAGAAAAAAUAAACCAGAUUACAUUUUGAAGUUACUGUUUUCAAAGUUGACUUGUGGUUUGAUUUAUUAAAGAAUGAAUUGUUCUAUGUGAUAUAGCUAUCUUUUAUCUGUAUAUUACUCUUGUAUAUAUAAAUAAUGAGUCUGCUUGCCAGUACGGAUUUUGAUAUUGAAUACCAGUAUACUAUAUUACUGUAAUUUGUAUACCUGAAAUAUGAUGAGGUUGCUCACAAAUGCUUUAAACACACUGACAAAAAUAUCUGAAUGCCUGAAAUGGAUUGAUGUCUGUUGAAAAUAAAUCAUUUCUAAAAUAAAAUCCAAAGUAAA